Leucoraja erinaceus (little skate) is the source of this 2958-nucleotide messenger RNA. Its product is annotated as gastrula zinc finger protein XlCGF52.1-like. Gene Ontology annotation, cellular component: nucleus. The record is from RefSeq and is a predicted model, not a curated record. Bases 301 to 1527 code for a protein of 408 amino acids. The transcript has 2 exons. Lineage: Eukaryota; Metazoa; Chordata; Chondrichthyes; Rajiformes; Rajidae.
CCGGAACCAACAUUCAGCGUUUCGCCCUGCACACGGACGUCUGAGACCCGCCGUCUUGCUUUGCCAGCGCCGGUGCGCCGCCCUAAAGCGUCCCCUCUCCCGCCGGAAGCGCCUUUGUGGACAAGGUUCGCCACCCAAACAGAAGUGGUGCGGGAAUGCAGCUGUGAAGAUCAGGGUUUAGGAGCCGUUACUGCGGACGGAGAGACGGGAACGUGAGCGGCCAUUGAGGGCGGCCAGGGUGACCCCCUCCCCCCCCCAUCUGCUCAGUGUGCGGGCUGAGCUUCGAGGGGCUGAGCUUCGAUGGAGGACCACGUGACGGGGCACAACAAGGAGAAGUGUUCUGAGUGUGACGUAUGUGGCAAGGCCUGGCAGAGCCUGAGUGAGCUGGAGAUCCACCGGUGGGUGCACAUGGGAGAACGCCCCUUCGACUGCUCGGAAUGCAGCAAGAGCUUCAAGACGACCAUUGACCUGAAGAGACACUGGCGGGUGCACAUGGGCGAGAAGCCCUAUGGCUGCUCCACCUGUGGCAAGAGCUUUGCCCAGUUGUCGGGGCUAUGGCAGCACCGGCGGGUGCACAGCAGUGAGCGGCCCUUCACUUGCUCUGACUGCGGCAAAGGCUUCAAGUCGUCCAGGGACCUGAAGGAGCACGAACGCCUGCACACCGGGGAACGACCCUACACCUGCAGCAACUGCGGCAAGGGCUUCCUCCGCUCCAACCACCUGCUGGUGCACCAGCGCACCCACACCGGUGAGCGGCCCUACACCUGUGCUCACUGCGGCAAGGGCUUCACCCAGUCCAGUCAACUGCUGUCCCACCAGCACACCCACUCCGGCGAGCGCCCCUUCACCUGUGCCCAGUGCGGCAAGGGCUUCAGCCGUUCCGGAAACCUGCUGUCCCACCAGCGCACCCACACCGGGGAGCGCCCCUUCACCUGCGCCCAGUGUGGCAAGGGCUUCACCCAGUCCCACAACCUGCUGUCCCACCAGCGCACCCAUGCCGGUGAGCGUCCCUACACCUGUGCCCAGUGCGGUAAGGGCUUCACCUCCUCCAGCUACCUGUUGGUGCACCAGCGCACCCACACUGGCGAGCGUCCCUACACCUGUGCCCAGUGCGGCAAGGGAUUCACGCGCUCCAGCAUCCUGCUGGUGCACCAGCGCAUCCACACAAGCGAGCGUCCCUUCACCUGCACCCAGUGCGGCAAGGGCUUCUCCUCCUCCAGCAACCUGCUGGUGCACCAGCGCAUCCACACCAGCGAGCGCCCCUACACCUGCACCCAGUGCGGCAAGGGCUUCACCCGCUCAACCUAUCUGCUGUCUCACCAGCGGGUGCACGCCAGCGACCAUCCCGUCCCCAGCCCGGUGAGUGGAGAGCACAUUGCCAUGGCCUCCCAAGCCCUGUCUCACCAACGCGUGGACACCAGUGGCCAGCCCUAUGACUGCCCGUACUGCGGUGAGGAGUUUGACAGCUCGCGGAAGUUGCAGCAGCACCGGCGGGCCCACGCCGGCGAGCAGCUGCUCCCACUGUGACAAGAGAGCACGGGGGCUGCGGGAGCACCAGCGGAUACACACCGGAGAGAGACCCUUUGUGUGCGCUGAGUGUGGCAAGGGUUUCACCCGCAUGUCCAGCCUGUGGCAGCACCGGCGUACCCACAGCGGUGAGCGUCUCUUGCCUGCCCGUCCUGUGGUAAGAGCUUCACCCGCCUUGACCGCCUGCUGGAGCACCGGCGAGUCCACACCGGCCAGCGCCCCUUCACCUGCCCGCUCUGUGACAAGGCCUUUGCCCGCUCCUCCAGCCUGCUGGCACACCACCACGUGGAUAGAUAGGCGCUGUUUAGGUAGACACAAAAUGCUGGAAGGAAUGGGUAACAUUUCGAAUCGUUUCUUCAGUCACCCAUUCCAUCUCUCCAGAGAUGCUGCCUGGCCCGCUGAGUUACUCCAGCAUUUUGUGUCCUUUUUUGUAAACCAGCAUCUGCAGUUCCUUGUUUUUAAACCAUUCUGGUUAACCAUCUCUGCACCUUCCCCAAUGCAAUACUCCAAAUGCUACCUGACCAAUGUCCCUUAAAGCUGCACGUAUACAUUCCUCUCUCUCCCCUCUCCCCACACUCUCCCCCCCUCACUCGUACACAAAUUCUCUCCACUCCACCCUCUCGUGACCCCCCCUCUCUCUCACACACUCGCUCUCUCGCUCCCUCUCUCACAUUCCCUCGCUCUCUCGCUCCGUCUCUCACACAUCCCCUCUCUCUGUCACUCUCUCACAUGUAUACACGCCAUCUCUCUCUUGCUCUCUCUCACACACUCCCUCUCUCUUGCUCUCUCUCACACGAUCCCUCUCUCUCACUCACAACACUCCCCCCUCCCCCCUCUCUCUCACACACACACACACACAAACUCGCUCUCUCUUUUGCUCUCUCUCACACAUGCACUUUCUCUCUCUCACUCACACACUCUCACGCACACACUCAAUACAUCUCCGCUCGGUUUGCAAUAACCACCCUGAUCUCCCGGUGGCUCAGCACUUCAACUCCCCCUCCCAUUCCAAAUCCGACCUUUCUGUCCUGGGCCUCCUCCGUGGCCAGAGUGAGGACCACCGUAAAUUGGAGAAGCAGCAGCUCUUGGGCAGUUUGCACCCCAGCGGUAUCAACAAUGACCUCUCUAAUUUCAAGUAGUCCUUACUUUCUCCUCCCCUUCCCAGCUCUCCCUCAGUCCACUGGCUCCACCUCUUCCUUUCUUCUUCCCGCCUCCCCCACCCUCACAUCAGUCUGAAGAAGGGUUUGAAUCCGAAACGUUGCCUAUUUCCUUCUCUCCAUAGAUGCUGCCUCACCCGCUGUUUCUCCAGCAUUUUUGUCUUCCUUCGAUUUUCCAGCAUCUGCAGUUCCUUCUUAGGCAUUUUUUAGUUUUUUUAAAGAAAGUUUUGAUGCAUUUGUGCCUUACGUAACAAAUAAAGCAAGUUUAUCCUGA